CAUGUAAAUAGUGUUGUAAAUAAACUUACAAAGCUUUUCAAAUCUUACCGGGAUUGGGCCUUUUUACACGUCUGCCGGAGGCAUUGUUACAAAAAGUAGGGUCAUAGAAACGCGGUCCUGAAACUGUUGCCGGAACCGUCUACUUUCUGAAAUGGCGUGUGACCGCCUCUGUAUUAAAAAGAAAGCGAAACAGAAAGUGACGUAACAAUUGACAAGCGCAGCCGCGAGGUUGUAGCCGGAUUGCAUCGUGGAAUCUGAAUGUCGGAUGCUGGAGUUUGACAUCAGGUCACUUGGAAAGGGAAAGCGUCGUCCAUCCCGAAAGUGCACGGGGAAUUUCGACUUUCCAAUCUCUUGGUGCUUAAAUGUGUGGAUCCUGCGCUCAGCUCCGUUGUUACUGUGCAGAGCUGUGAUUGGCUUCGACUCUACGGGGACCUCAGCAAUGACUCGAUGUCACUGUUAGACCAGAUGGGCGGUGAGAUGACGGACCAGCAAUGUCCCGUCCCCUUUCCAGAAUCAUUCUACAGGCACAUCAAAAAAGAUAAGAUGGAGGCGAAGUUGGAAUUCAUCGGAGACAGUCUUACGCAAAUCAUCCAACUGUAUCACGGGAACCGCUCCUCUGUGUCCUGGGACCAUAACAAGACGGAGCGCUUCCUCAUCACCGUGGACAGACAGGCCAGGGAGAUCAAUAGUUGUGUAAUGGCUAACAAGCAGAAGGUCCAGAGGACAGCCCGGCAGGCAGACAGCCAGGAAGAAUCACAGACACAUAAGAAGCUGGCCCACUACUACAAAAAACUGUUCAGAGUCACAGUCCACAGGAUGGGUGAAAGUGCAGAAUCAUGGGAGCUGAUCAGGAAGGAGAGCAAAAUGCACCUGGAGAGGCUGGACCUGCUGCAAGCCCGCCUCCCAAGGCCCGCAAGGUCCGGCUAGACAGCAGUCCCAAGACCAACCAGCACCCGGCGAGACCCCCACCGCCCCCGGCCCCACCUCUAGGCCGGCCUCGUCCGGCCAAACCAACGCCCCUAGACCCCACCAUCUCCAGACCAGCCGCUUCUGGCUAGGGAGAGAUCCCCGAAGUCUUUUAUUAUUUAUCAUUUUUUUUUAAUCUUUUUUUUUAUGACUUAUUUAUUUCCAAACUUAUCUUUAAACAAAUGUUGUUUAAAUUUUAUUUAUUGAUAUUUAUUAUCUUUAGGUUUAAUUAUUUUAUUUUAUUAUUAUUAUUAUUAUUAUUUAUUAUUUUAUUAUAGUUUAUUUAUUUAUUGAAAGUAUUUUUUCACAUGUUUACAUAUUUAUUGAUCCACUAUUUUUAUAGGCCAACAGAUCACAGUUCAUGUAUUUUUCAGGUUUUCUUAUGUGUAUGUAUUUGUAGGUCAUUUUAUUGUACCACACUGUAUGAUAAAAAAAAGAAGUAUUUAUAUAUUUUUGUAAGUCCUUGAUUACCUCAAAAAAAAAUUAUGAUUGCAUGACCAAAAACUGCAAAAAAGUUUCUUGAAUAAAGAACAAACCUAAA
Molecule: messenger RNA, 1507 nt
Organism: Gadus morhua (Atlantic cod)
Lineage: Eukaryota; Metazoa; Chordata; Actinopteri; Gadiformes; Gadidae
Gene: ifnphi1
Product: interferon phi 1
Exons: 7
Coding region: 448-927 (159 amino acids)
Biological process (GO): defense response
Cellular component (GO): extracellular region
Molecular function (GO): cytokine receptor binding
Source: RefSeq, a predicted model, not a curated record